Synchiropus splendidus (mandarinfish) is the source of this 3939-nucleotide messenger RNA. Its product is annotated as homeobox protein aristaless-like 4. The coding region runs from base 270 to 1367 and encodes 365 amino acids. The record is from RefSeq and is a predicted model, not a curated record. The transcript is spliced from 4 exons. Gene Ontology annotation, biological process: regulation of transcription by RNA polymerase II. Lineage: Eukaryota; Metazoa; Chordata; Actinopteri; Syngnathiformes; Callionymidae. Gene Ontology annotation, molecular function: DNA-binding transcription activator activity, RNA polymerase II-specific; RNA polymerase II transcription regulatory region sequence-specific DNA binding.
UCCUCCGGGUCAGAACCACUGAGGGCUACCGAGCAAGGCAUUCCUUCUUGCUUUUUUUCUACCCCCGACAACCCUUCAGGGGGCUUUUAGCAUUCGCAGUCUGGAAAACAUCUGAUUCGUAUUCUAACCAGACCCAGAUGCAGCUAGUGCGUCAGUUUGUCAGGACAUUUUAGGGGGAAGAAUAUCUGCAGCCUUAGGAAGGGGUGGGAAACGAUAACCCACUGGAUCCCUCUUUUUUUCCUGACUUUCAAUAAAACCUUUUUUUAGGUAUGAACGCAGAUACGUGCGUCUCAUACUGUGAUAUGACCUCCAUGGAUUCGUACUACAGCCCGUCCAGUGCGCAGAGUCGGGACCACCAGGCGAAUUCGUUCAGGACUUUCACCACAGCUGAGAGCAAAUACAGCCCCACGUUCUUAACGGGGAAGGGGCAAGGGUUCGCGGAGAAGUCCCGGAGUCCUUUCCAGCCCGAGUGCCAGACUCUGGAUGGAGGUGAGGAGAACAGCUUCAGCAAGUACCAGAUCUUCAUGCAGCGGCCGAACUGCAAGACUCCACCCGAGGGCAGCAAGCUUCACCCGGACUCCGGAGCGCUCAUCUCCUGCUAUGGGAAAGACAGCAGCAGCCUGAAUGAGUCAGAGUUGCCACCGAGCGUGGACCCACCGGGGAUGGAAGGCAGCUACCUGAACCUAAAGGACACCGGUGUGAAGGGACCAAACGACCGCCCGGCCUCUGAUCUUUCCAGUCCUCUUGAUAAAAGCGAUGCGGAGAGCAACAAAGGCAAGAAGAGACGCAAUCGUACAACCUUCACCAGCUACCAGCUGGAGGAGCUGGAGAAGGUUUUCCAGAAGACUCACUAUCCAGAUGUUUACGCCCGUGAGCAGCUGGCACUGAGAACAGACCUGACAGAAGCUCGUGUGCAGGUGUGGUUCCAAAACCGCAGAGCUAAAUGGAGAAAGAGAGAGCGUUUUGGCCAGAUGCAGCAGGUCCGAACACAUUUUUCCUCAGCGUACGAGCUACCGCUUCUAACCAGGCCAGAGAACUAUGCACAGAUCCAGAAUCCAUCGUGGAUCGGUGGGAGCAGCGGUGCCUCCCCAGUGCCAGGCUGCGUUGUCCCCUGUGACACUGUCCCCUCUUGCAUGCCGCCUCACCCCCACGGUCCUGGAGGAGUUUCCGACUUCCUCGGCGUGCCAAGCCCUGGGAGCAGUCAUAUGGGACAGACACACAUGGGAAGUCUUUUCGGGGGACCCGGGAUGGGUGCGGGGAUGAAUGGCUAUGAUCUAAACGUUGAUCCAGACCGCAAGUCAUCGAGCAUAGCUGCGCUGCGUAUGAAGGCCAAGGAACACAGUGCGGCCAUCUCUUGGGCCACAUGAUGUCCCAGCCCAGUUUCACUUUACUCCCAUGCGGCCCCUUCUCUGGAGCAGCCAUCGUCAAGCGCUGAGGGGGAGGAGGAAGAUUUGCUGAGAGCACUAAUGAUAACACAGGUCAAAUGAAUGGUGAGAGACUGCGGACCUAACCGAGUCCAUUGCCAACACAACUAAGAUAACAGUGAAGACGGCGACAAGCUGCAGAGGCUGAGCAUGAUAGUCUCAGCUGUGUGACACGGCUCAUAAGAAUUUUGCUCCAAAACUCUCAGGUCUUGGUGAAAUACUACUACCAACCUUUCCAAAAUGACUAUAAUUCAGAGAAAUUUCAGUUUAGAAUCCAAAAGUAAGUCACAGCUGGUGAAGUUAUUGAUUCUAUUCACAAAUAAAUACCUGCACCCCUUACUGAGGGCCAAAAAUCUAACCACAACACAUUCUCACAGUGUGUAUUUGUAAGACAGAUAUUUUUUGCGACCAAUGUUGUGGCCAAAGUCAGCCAGCACUGCAUGAUGUUGCAUAGAUGUUUCAGUGCAGUCAAAUGGUUCCCCCCGUAUGUCAUUUGAAAAGGAGGGGUUGGGGCUAGCAGCACAUGGGGAUGGUUGAGCAUAAAUAUUCCUUGGUAUAUAUAGCAUUUCUAGCGGCUACACGGCUAUUUAAGGGGCUACGCAUAAGAAAUGAUUGAUUAUCCAGACUCCAAGGGGCGCCACCUCAUGGCUUAACCCUAACCUCAACCUCUGUCUUUAUUUCAAAUGGCAUCAGGAUAUGCCGCAGGAGGCAGAACACGUGAAUCAAUCGAAGUCAUGCGUGAACAUGCAACACGCAAGGCUGAUGAGGAUGAAAAAGUCCACUUGAAAAUAGUCGCUAUUUGACAAGUUUUGGCGUGCUAGUAAUCCAGAAAGAACCCAUCCUUUUAUAAAUGCAUUCAAUUCAAAAAUAUUUUGUCGGCAGUUGGAAGAGUCACUUGGACAGAUGGAGGUUGAGGUUCAGUAAGUGAGUGUAAUUUAGCGAAAGCAGACAUGGCCUGUGUCACUCCAGAGCAGGUAUUGGACUGACAGCACUUUCAAACCAACCUGUCAUUUCCUUCCCCGGGGGGGCCCCCUCCAGAACGCCUGCUAAGUCCUGCCUCAAGUUUCAGGAAACUCUGUCUAAAAUGGCAGAUGAGGCGCAACAGAGCACAGCAGCAGCCUUCAACACCAACCAACCACACCAGUUUCAAUCUGCUACCAACAACAGAAGACAUAUUCAAUUAGCCUCAAAUACAGAGAUAAUAGCGACAUAACAGGGUUCAUGGUGCGAGCGAGUGGCGAACUCUGAUUUCUCAGUGUCACAAUCAGAUGUCUAUCCAGCACUAAAGACUGGGGGUCAAAUCAGUGACCCUAGUUGAGGAGCUUUCAAAUGUUUGGGUAAUGUGAUGACUUUAGUGCUGGACUACAGCUGAGCGUGUCCCGCGAUUGCACUGGUGCCUCGAACUUAUAAAAAGAGAUGUGCAUGUGUGAUCCGAGCUGAAUGUCAGACAAACACCAGACUUCAUCAGAUAGAUUUCUCAAAUGCAAACAAUAUGUGGUACUUCACUGGUUUAGCUUUGGCUCAGUUUCUCAAUUGACUGGGAUCCUUUGUUUUUUUUCUGUACAGCAAAAUGGGUGUGUUGGUCUAUUUCCUCUGAUUUGAUUUGCAAAUAGAAGUGAAUAGAGCUCCCAUCAAGAAAACUAGAGACUGUCUUGUGUCUUUCCAGAGUGGCAAAAAUCUUCUUGGCUUUUUGUCCAUUUAUUUUAGUGGGCAUGUGAGUGGUUGUCCCUCUUUUUGCCCAGCAAUGGGAUGCCCAUGAUGUUCAGCUUUUCACCCUGUUGCAACAGUUCAGUGGAAAUAGUCGUGUCGGUUUACCUGACCAGUCAAGCAGUAGGGUACCAAAACUCACUCACUGGCUCCAUUUCUUUCUCAUGAAGUGUGUAUGUUACUAUGCUUUUUAAUAUUUUCCAUUUCAGACACUACCCUCAUGUCACAUGUUCAAAACAACAUAUCAGGAUACAAUAGAUGAAGGCUAUAUCUGCAAGCUGGUUCUCUGAUGUUGGGCCGCAGCUUCGUCCACAGUGAUACUACUGAUGAAGAAACUAAGAUCCAUGAUUGUGUUGUAAUAUUUUGUCCAUAAUAUAGAUGUUUUUUGUUUGUUAAUGUACUGAAUAACAUACCAAAGAAGUAUUACGAUUUCAAAAUGAUGACUUAAGAUAUGCUCUGGACUUGCUUAGGAAAUGCUUCCUAAAUUUCUGAAGGCUUUAAGCUGCUUUUUUGUUUAUUAAUAUGUUAGUGUUACUUUGGGUCGUGAGGAUAUAUAUGUAUCAUUUUCUGAUGAAAUAAGUUAUUCCACAUACAGGUGAAGACUUUUCAUUUUGUUUUUGUAUACUCCAAUAGGAGUCUGAAAUUCUAACAGCGUAAGAUUUUUUUGCAAAAUUGCUUUUUGAUGUCCAGCAAUUUCAAUUUUGAAUCCGUCCAGAACAUUUUUGUAGAACUGCUAAUGGUGCCUGACCUUUUUGUACAGAUUUUAUCUUGACGUUUUUGUUGAUGAUUUUAAAAUGUAUAUGAAAUA